CCAAUAAAAACCCAAACCGUAGCUGCUCUGUAGGGUGAAAUCGUCCUCCGGGCCUUUCCCCAGAAAAAUCUUGCUAACGCGAGACGAUCUUGUCGUCGUGCACUUUAUCUGCUGCUCUACUACUUACACGACAUCAGUAAUCCAAGGAUGCGUUCUUUUGUGCUUUCUUGUGCUGCUGCGGCCUGCUGCACCGGGCCACUGCAGUUUGCCGUUGGGUUGCGACCGGGGGCCGGAUCGUCGUCCGGAUUUCUAGAACGCGUUCCCAACCAAGAUGUGGACGAGGAGCUGAUGAACCCGGACGCCAUGGAGAUGGACGCCCCGACCCGACGAGCGCAGACCUCCUCGCGCCCGGGCCUGAUUCCGCGCACCCUGAAAAAGUGCGCGCUGGCCGGGAUUGCGCUGACGGCUUUGUUUGGAGCCGGGAUGGAGUGCGGGAAGCAUUUUGGGGCCUCGACAUCGACUGCCACUGCCACGGACAACUUCUACGCGGGCUUGCAGGACAAGGCGGCCGUGUCAUCGAUGUCCUCGGCUUCACCGUUUGGUUUCGCCUCGGUGCGUAGCAAAUUCCCCCGAUUCAACGAACGCGGUGGCGUAGACGCCAUUGAUUCGCACAUCGACCCCUCGGAGGUAUGAUUGAUUGUGGUCAGUAGAGUUUGGGUUUGCGUGCUGAAAUCAACAUCAACAUUGUAUUUUUGAAACUCAUACAUCAUUUCAUACUGUCGGUCCUCGUUGAAUUUAUAUAUGGAUCGGUAAUACUAAUAUCCAUAUCUGUAUGAUACUAGCCUUAUCCCGCUUCCCGUGUCCAGUAGCCUGCAGACUUAAUAGUAUUCCGCUAGAUGAAUAAUAGCCCUCAGCGUUUCUCUGUGGAAAAUCGUCGUCGGCGCUUCAGCACAGGCAGGCCCAUCUGCCUGCUAUUUUCAAAGCGCCAGAACGGCAUGGCCACGAUCCGGCACCGGCGCGGCUGGCAGGUUGGCCCUUGCCGCCAUCUUGCAUGCUGGCACUGGCGGGGCCGCGAUCUGGCGGCGGGGGGCGGGCAUGAUCGGGCACCGGCUUGGCCAGGGUCUGGCACCGGCUUAGCCAGGGCCUGAAACCGGCGUGGCCAGGGUCCGGCACCGGCUUGGGCAUGAUCGGGCACCGGCAUGGCCAUGAUCUGGCACCGCCUACCUUCGCCGUGAUUUGGCACCGGCUUGGCGAUGCUCUGACACCGGCAGGCAGGCUUGGCCAUGAUCCAUCCGGCACCGGCUUGGCCAUGAUCUGGCGCAAGGGCUUGGCCUUGCCAUGAUCUGGCAGGCACCGGCUUGGUGGCUGGCCUGGCCAUGAUUUGGCACCGGCUGCGGCUCAGCCACGACCCGGAACCAGCUUGGCUUGGCCAUGACCUGGCACCGGCUUGGGCAUGGGCGAGCACCGGCCUUGCUGUGAUCUGGCACCGGCCGGCCUGGCCAUGAUCUGGCACCGGAAGGCCGGCAGGCUUGGCCGUGUAUGAUCUGGCACCGGCUCGGCUACAACCUGGCACCGGCUUGGCCAUGAUCUGGCGCCGGCUUGUCCACGACCUGGCACUGGCUUGGCCACGACCCGGGGCCGGCUUCGGCGUGAUCUGGCGCCGGCUUGGCCAUGAUCUGCCUGGCACCGCCUUGGCCGCGACCCGGCACCGGCUUGCCUGGCAACGACCUGGAACCGGCGUGGCCAUGAUUUGGCACCGGCUUGGCCAUGAUCUGGCACCGGCUCGCUUGGACGCGACCUGUCUGGCACCGGUUCGGCGAUGAUAUGGCGCCGGCUUGGUAACGACCCACCUGGCACCGGCAUGGCCAUGAUCUGGCAACGGCCUUGCCGCUUCCUGGCACCGGCUUGGGCGUGAUCUGGCAGCGGGCUGGCCAUGUUCCGGCACCGGCGGGCCUGGCCACCAGAAUCACUCGGAACCGGCCUGGCCAUGAUCUGGCGCCGGCGGGCAGGGUGGCAGACGGUGGCAGGCGAGGGCAUGAUCUGGCACCGGUUUGGCCACGGCCUGGCGCCGGCACGCAGGCUUGUUUGGCCUGGCGGUUCGGACCGCGCGCGACCUGGCGCCAGCGACCCGGGCCAUGAUCUGGCACGCACCGGCAGGCUUGGACACGGACGACCUGGCGUCGGCUUGGCCACGCCAUGAUCUGGGUGGCUCAGGCUCGCCCAUGAUCUGGCACCGGCUUUGUCAUGAUCUGCCGGGCACCGGCCGGGGGGGGGGCUUUGCAUGCCCCGAUCUGGCACCGGCCGGCUAGGCUUGGCCGUGUAUGAUCUGGCACGCAUCCAUCGGCAGGCUUGGUUUGGCCAUGAUCUGCCACCGACCGGCCUGGCCACGACCGGGCACCGGCAGGCUUCGCCAGGAAGGAUCUGGCACCGGCUUGGCCACGGCCUUGCAUUGGCUUGGCCAAGAUCUGGCACCGGCUCGGCAAUUAUGAAUGACGUGGCGUUGGCUGGUAGGCUUGGCUGGCAGGCCAUUGGCCCGGCACCGGCUUGGCCAUGACCUGGCACCGGCAGGCUUCGCCACGACCUGGAACCGGCCCCCCCGACCCUGAUCUGGCACCGGCGCGGCCACGACCUGGCUCCGCUGCGGCUUCGCUGCGGCGUUGUUACUUCGAGGCCGCGUUGCUUCGAGGUUUUGUUGCGGCUUCGAGCGGCCUGCGCUGCGGCUUCGAGGCUUCGCUGCGUCUUCGGGGCUUCGCUGCGGCUUCUAGGCUUCGCUGCGGCUUCGAGCCGUCGCUGAGGCUUCGGGGCUUUGCUGCGGCUUCGGGGCGUCGCUGCGGCUUCGAGGCCUCGCUACGGCUUCGAGGCUUCGCCGCGGCUUCGAGACUUCGUUCGCUGCGGCUUCGAGGCUUCUAUCUUCGCUUCUAUCCUCGCCUCGGGGCUCCUUUGCUUCGGGGCGCCUCUCUUCGCUUCGGGGCAUCUCUCUUCGCUUCGCGGCUUCUUUGCUUCGGGGCUUUUAUCUUCGCUUCGGGUCUUGGCCAUGGUUCGGCUUGGCCAUGCUGAAUGGCCCGGCACCGGCUCGCCUCGGCCAUGGUCCGGCACCUUCUCGGCUUGGCCAUGCAUGCUCCGGCACCGGCUCGGCUUGGCCAUGCAUCGUCCGGCACCCACCGGCUCGGCUUGGCCAUGCAUGGUCCGGCACCGGCUCGGCUUGGCCAUGCAUAGUCCGGCUCGGCUCGGCCAUGGUCCGGCACCGGCUUGGCCUUGCCAGGGUCCGGCACGCACCGGCCCGGCCUUGCCAUCCAUGGUCCGGCAUGCACCGGCUCGGUCUGCUCAUGGCCCGGCACCGGCUCGCCUUGCUUGGCCAUGGUCCGGCAGGCACGCACCGGCUCGGCUUGGCCAUGGUCCGGCACCGGCCGGCGCGGCUUCGUCGAGGCUUUACUGCUUCGGGGCCCCGCGGCUUCGGGGCUUCGCGCGUUGUUUCGUACGUUGUUGCGCCGUGGCUUCGUGCGUUCGUUGCUGCUUCGAGGUUUCGUACGUUGCUGCCUCGGGGUUUCGUACGCUGCUGCCCCGAGGCGUCGCGCGCUGCUGCUUCGGGGCCUCGCACGCUGCUGCCUCGAGGUUUCUCACGCUGCUGCCUCGAGGUUUCGCGCGUUGCCGCCUCGAGGUUUCUCACGCUGUUGCCUCGAGGUUUCGCACGUUGCUGACCCGAGGCUUCGCACGCUGCUGCCUCGAGGCUUCAGACGCCGCUUCGAGGCUUCAGGCGCUGCUUCGAGGCCUCAGGCGCUGCUUCGAGGCCUGAGGCGGUGCUUCGGGGCUUUGCUGCUUCGACGCUUCGCUGCUUCGAGGCUUCGCUGUGUGCUUCGAGGCUUCGCCGCGUGCUUCGAGGUUUCGCCGCGUGCUUCGAGGCUUCGCCGCGUGCUUCGAGGCUUCGCCGCGUGCUUCGAGGCUUCGCUGCGUGCUUCGAGGCUUCGCCGCGUGCUUCGAGGCUUCGCUGCGUGCUUCGAGGCUUCGCUGCGUGCUUCGAGGCUUCGCUGCGCGCUUCGAGGCUUCGCGGCGCGCUUCGAGGCUUCGAUCGCUGCGCGCUUCGAGCUUCGCCGCUUCGAGGCUUCGAGGCGUCGCUGCUUCGAGGCGUCGCUGCUUCGCUGCUCCCUUCGAGGCCUCGCCGCUUCGAGGCUUCGCUGCUUCGAGGCCUCGCUGCUUCGAGGCUUCGCUGCUUCGAGGCUUCGCUGCUUCGAGGCUUUGCUGCUUCGAGGCUUCCUUCGAGGCUUCGUUGCUCCCUUCGAGGCUUCGCUGCCCCCUCCGAGGCUUCGCUGCUCCCCUCGCGGCUUCGCUGCUCCCCUCGCGGCUUCGCUGCUCCCUUCGCGGCUUCGCUGCUCCCUUCGAGGCUUCGCUGCUUCCUUCGAGGCUUCGCGGCUUCGCCGCUCUUCGAGGCUUUGCGGCUCUUCGAGGCUUCGCGGCCCUUCGAGGCUUUGCAGCUCUUCGAGGCUUCGCGGCUCUUCGAGGCUUCUUCGUUGCUUCGAGGCUUCGCUGCUUCGGCGUUUCGAGGCCCCUUCGUUUCGAGGCUUCGUCGCUUAGAAGCUUGGGCGCUUUGUCAGCAUUUCGUUGUUGUUGUUUUUCGUUUCUAUUCUUUGUUUUCGUUUUUUGUUUUCAUUCUUUGUUUUCGUUUUUCGUUUUUAUUCUUUGUUUUCGUUUUUUGUUUCCAUUGUUUGUUGUCGUUUCUCGUUUCCAUUCUUUGUUUUUGUUUUUCGUUUCUGUUCUUUGUUUCUAUUGCGGAAUACUAUUAAAUAAUGGGUUUUCUCACCUUUCGCUAGUCAUUGUAGAGAUUUGUGACUUGAGUGGAAUGCGGCACCGAGUCAUGCAGCUACUGUAGGAUUUGUGACGCGGCAUUGGCCCCUAUUUAUCCCAGGAAAUUGUGAUUUGCAAACGUUCUAUCUUCAACCGCCGCUAAUUUCAUUGUCUCACAGGGUCCGGUUACGGUGCCGGUCCAGGUUGGUGGCGGUCCUUGGUCAGAAGAACCCGGCGCAGCGGCCCCUUUCGACUUCCCCAAGCUCGACGGCAAACAGGAGGUCGGGUUCGGCGGCAAGCUCCUCGGCACGCUCCUCAGCAUGGACCUGAUCAACAUGGGCCAGAUCCCGUGCGGCUGCCAGAGUAUAAACACAUUGCUUUUAGUUUUCACUGCAUUUUUUUCAGCAUAUUAAUUUGAAUCGAUCUCUGUCUCUCCAUAUACUGCGCCUGGAGCUUGAUAUUCAUAUGUGUUCCGCAGAUAUUGACAGUAACCGAAUCAAGAGUUCUCAUACCGGACCUAUUUCCUUUUUCAAGGUAGUCUAGAAGAGUUCUUGUAGGUAAUGUCGUAGCACAUUUUUGAUAAUUCGUCAAUUUGCUUUAUUUUCCCAAUAUAUAAUCACAACAGCGAACUUCUACUUGACCAAAGCCCCCAACAACGACUCCCCAAUGACCUGCGACUCCGGCGCGAACGGCUACGGGUGCCCGGAAUUGGACUUCAUGGAAGGCAACUCGCAAGCGCUCGGUACCACUCUGCACCUCUGCGACAGCACUGGCGGGGCCCGCGGUGUCUUCACGUGCGGAUGGCAAUCGGGCUGCCUGACGAGUAACCUGGCCGGAAAGCAGGGCGGAGUAUUUUUUUGUUCUCUCUGUAUGAUGAAGAGAGCUUGAGGUCGCUUUUCCAAGUUACUUCCCAUGGAGACUUGUGGUUGCAUCUUCUGGAUCAAUCAACUGCCACGAUAAAUAUGAAAAUCAUAAUCAGUGUGAUGAAGUGUAGCACAAGGAGAAGGUAAGUAUCCCAUUUGUAACAAGCACAUGGACGACGAACACAAUGUCAAUGUCUUGUUGCUGACGACAGUAAUACCGCAUCUCUCAACAGGGUGCCACUUGCGAUGCGUGGGGCUGCCAGACGAAGACUGUCGGCAUGAAGCACUGGGGUCAGAACGCAUAUGGUCCGGGCGGGUACAUCGACUCUAACAAGGACCUCAACAUGCAGGUCUACUUUCAGCCCGUGGCCGGCAACCUAGAAAACGUGUGGGUGCAGCUCUCCCAGAAGGGCAAAGAUCCGCUUGUCUACUCGGUAUAAUAUCGGUUUUCUCUUUACGUUUUCUUGUAUCCCUGCAUGUACAGAAGGCUUAGCCUCUCGAAUACGACGAGGCCAUUGAGCCUGCUGCUGCUGCUCAGCUCAACUAGUGCAACACAAGAAGCGCGUUGCUGGUAGCAAUUCUGCUCGGUGCUCAGCCAAAAUCCAAGUACGUAUAAUUAUGCGCGUAUGGUUGUAAAUAGAAAUUGUUCACGAACACUCGUCAUAACACACUUUAGGCCUGCGUGAACGCCGACUACAAGCGCGCCGUGACCCACGAUUUGAUGACGGGGUGGUCCCACCAUUCCACCUACUGGGGCGGCUUCGACGGCAUGGAGUGGUUGAACGGACCCUGCCCGAACCACCCGUCGACUUGCAGUGGCAACGCGGCGGACCACAUUCACAACGUCAAAGUGUACAAGAUCGACAACGUAUGAGCAGGAGUGUUGUCUACUAGCGCGCGAGCUUGUCCUCCUUCGCAGCCUGUGGUCCAGCGACGUGUCGUUCAGGUCCGUCGUUGAUCAACGCGAUGCUUGUUACUGACAGGUCGCUAGUACUAGACUUGGUGAAGCGACCAACUCUACUGAAGAUAUAUUCACUGUGUUACUUUUUUCUCCCCAUCCGGACGUCAUGUGGUUCCUACAACAUGGCACUGGCAUGGUGAGUUGUACUUGUGUACGUGUACAUUAUUCACAGUACAUCCUUCUUCGACUGCAAAAGUUUACUUCUGCUUGUGAAUAUAGGUUUCCGUUUGUUUCGUUGAGAAUGUUCACUGUACUAGUCAUUGCAGCACGCUGUGAUUUUUACUCAGUAACAACUCUUCAACGUCUUUGCUAAAAGUAAAUCCUUACUCGUUCUUUCUAGCACGUCUUCUUCUGAAUGAAAAAUGGUAAAUUUUGCGUAUUUGUUCCCGCCGAUGCACGAUAUCUGUGUCGGUGGGUCUUCUUAUCACGCUUUCGACAGUGAUCUACUUCUUCUAGAAAUACAUGAGCACUUCUACGACUACGCGUACAUUGUUUUCUGCGAAUAAAGCUCUAGUUCCUUCUUGACUCACCACUCAAUGCCAAUAUCCGCUUUAACCAAGCAUGCCACGACAAGCCGCCUAAUCUUCCAAGGCGGUGUCGAUAUUUUUCUUCUUCGCUGCUUUUUUGCCAACUCAUCUGUUGAACAACUCCAUCCUCCGUGGUUAACCCACGAGGAAAAAAUUGAAACUUCUACGAAGAACAAGAUAGGCACUGACCACACGAGG
Molecule: messenger RNA, 7268 nt
Organism: Amoebophrya sp. A120
Lineage: Eukaryota; Dinophyceae; Syndiniales; Amoebophryaceae
Source: the annotation of a GenBank genome assembly